AUGGUAAACUCAUCUAGUAAUCAAGGUGAAUUUAAACAAUCAGAAAAUCUUCCAACUGUACCUUUUCCAGUAGAAAAUAAACAAUUAAAAAGUAAUCAAAUUAACACAUCAGAAUUUGGUUAUAAUAUGGCAAUGGAGAGUGAGAGUUUUGUUAAUAGUAUAUCUGAAAUAUCUAGAAAUCAACGUGCUGGUUGGCUUCGUCAAGGAAAUAAAAUUAUUAGAUUUGCUAGUGUUAGACCAUUUGAUGAGACUUUUUCAACAAAUACAACUCCCUCAAAUAGUUUAGAGAGUGAUGAAGGUCGUGCAUAUGAGUACCCUGAAAGAUUAGAGGAUAGUGGACAAAAUUAUAAUAGUAGUAAUAAUACAAACUAUUAUCAAAAUGGACCAAUUUAUCAACAACCAUUUUCUGAUAAUCGUUUGCCCAUACCCCCAAUUCAACCACCACCUCAUUUUGUAAAUGGAUUUUCACGUCCACAAUUUAAUAAUGUUACAAAUGUACCAGUAAUUCAGCAAACUACGUUUUCCCAACCACAAAUAUUACCUGGACAUUUAAAUUAUCCACCCUUUCCAUCAUUCCCACCAUUUCCACCGUUUCCCCCAUUUCCAUCAUUACAAUACAUCAUGCCACAAGUUGGUAACACUACGUUUCCAACAUUUGUAGGAUAUUCAUGUUACCCAACAACAAUAAUUGAUCAUACUGUUACAAGAAGAAUCUUCAAUCCUCCAUCAAAUCCAAUUAUAACUAUUAAUAGUAAUACAAAUCAUAGCCAUCAACAAUCUCAAUCAUUUUCUCAGGGAUAUCAACAAAAUUCAGGUAUUCCACUUCAUUCACAACAAAAUGUUGAACGUACAAUAAUAUCUACAAAUAUAAAUUCUAAUAAUAAUAAUAAUAACGGUACAAUUUAUAAUAAUAUUCAGGAACACAAUUCAUCAAACAUUAAUAAUUUAUCAUUAAAUGAAAAUGAUAAUAUUCAACGAGAAGAUGAAGUAGUGUCAUCAGGUGACACACAAAUUGAUGUAGAUGAUAACGAAGAGAUUAUUGUCUCAAACAUUUCUCCAAGUAUUAAUGUAUCACAAGAAAAUGUCCCAAAUCAUCGUGAUAUAUAA
Molecule: messenger RNA, 1107 nt
Organism: Strongyloides ratti
Lineage: Eukaryota; Metazoa; Nematoda; Chromadorea; Rhabditida; Strongyloididae
Exons: 2
Coding region: 1-1107 (368 amino acids)
Source: RefSeq, a predicted model, not a curated record